AUGGAGGACGCCGGCGUCCAGAGGGGAAUCUGGGACGGGGACGCCAAGACGGUGCAGCAGUGCUUGACUGACAUUUUCACCAGCGUUUACACCACCUGCGACAUCCCGGAGAAUGCCAUUUUCGGCCCCUGCGUCCUGAGCCACACGUCCUUGUACGACAGCAUUGCCUUCAUCGCCCUCAAGUCCACCGACAAACGUACUGUCCCCUACAUAUUCCGGGUGGACACGUCGGCGGCCAACGGCUCGUCGGAGGGGCUGAUGUGGCUGCGGCUGGUGCAGUCAGCACGGGAGCGGGAGGAGCAGAACCUGGAGGCCUACAUCAAGAGCGGGCAGCUCUUCUACCGCUCCCUGCGCCGCAUCGCCAAGGACGAGGAGCUGCUGGUGUGGUACGGAAAGGAGCUCACAGAGCUACUGCUGCUCAGCCCGGCCCGGGCCCCCGCCCGCAGCAACGGCUCUCCGCCAUUUGCCUGCCCUGAGUGCAGCCAGCGCUUCCAGUUCGAGCUACCCUUCGCUGCCCACCUCCGGUUCCGCUGCCCCAAGAGGCUGCACGGCCCCGACACCGGCCCAGCCACCGAGGCCCCCGGCGGCAAGGACGGCGCAAGCAAGGAGCAGGAGGCUGGCAAGUACUGCAAGCCCGGCGCCCCGCUCCACCACCCCUUCCCCGGGACCGACGGCGGCAGCGCUGCCGCUAGCACCAAGCCCUCCACGGACUUCCACAACCUGGCGCGGGAGCUAGAGAACUCCCGCGGCGGCCACGGCGGGUCCCCGGGGCGGCCGCCGGCCCCCGAGGGCGGUCCCGAGGCGACGGCCGGCAAGGGCAAGCGGCGGUACCCCGAGGAGGAGGAGCGAGGCCCAGGGGCGGUGGCACGGGGCCGCUUCCCGGCGGAGCGGCCGGGUCUGCCCUCGGCGCCCAAGGAGGAGCCGGUGUGCGCCCCGCAGCAGCAGUACCGGGCGGCCGGCUCGUACUGUGGCCUGGAGGAGGGCGGCCGGCUCUUCGCACCGCCCAGCCCGGAGACCGGCGAGGCCAAGCGCAGCGCCUUUGUGGAGGUGAAAAAGGCAACCCGCGGCCCCGAGCCAGACGGCGGCGGACCCGAAGAGGGCCAGGAGCGUGCUUCUCCCGCCGCCCCGGGGACUGGCGGCGGGGAGCCGGGGCUGUGCCCCCGCAGCGGACCCGGGGGGCCGCUGGCCGCCCGCCUGGAGGGGGGCAGCCCGGCGCGGAGCAGCGCCUUCACCAGCGUGCCGCAGCUGGGGGGGGCGGGCGGCGGGCCCGGCGGCGUAACGGAGGAGCGGAAAAGCGCCUUCUCCCAGCCCGCCCGCUCCUUCCCGCCCCACGUCCCGCCUCUAGUGUUGGGCCAGAAGCUGGGCGGGCUAGGCGAGCCCUGCCCCGACGGCGCCGCCGCUCCCGCCCGUCUCUACGCCGCCGAGGCGCUGGCCGUCAAGCUGCCGGGCGGCGGGGAGGCGGCUGGCGGCGGCGGAGGGGCGGCUGGCGGCGGCGGGGGGCUGCCCAAGCAGAGCCCUUUCCUAUACGCCACCGCCUUCUGGCCUAAGAGCUCGGCGGCCGCGGCUGUAGCGGCGGCGGCGGCGGGGCCACUGCAGCUGCAGCUGCCGUCGGCGCUGACGCUGCUGCCGCCGUCGUUCACCUCCCUGUGCCUGCCGGCGCAGAACUGGUGCGCCAAGUGCAACGCGUCCUUUCGCAUGACCUCGGACCUGGUCUACCACAUGCGCUCGCACCACAAAAAGGAGUACGCGCUGGAGCCUCUGGUCAAGCGGCGACGCGAGGAGAAGCUCAAGUGCCCCAUCUGCAACGAGUCCUUCCGCGAGCGUCACCACCUCUCCCGCCACAUGACCUCGCACAACUAG
Messenger RNA from Indicator indicator, 1860 nucleotides. It is a transcript of the gene PRDM8, whose product is annotated as PR/SET domain 8. Lineage: Eukaryota; Metazoa; Chordata; Aves; Piciformes; Indicatoridae. Bases 1 to 1860 code for a protein of 619 amino acids. Gene Ontology annotation, biological process: regulation of DNA-templated transcription. Gene Ontology annotation, molecular function: protein binding. Gene Ontology annotation, cellular component: nucleus. The transcript is spliced from 3 exons. The record is from RefSeq and is a predicted model, not a curated record.